Molecule: messenger RNA, 1077 nt
Organism: Funneliformis geosporum
Lineage: Eukaryota; Fungi; Glomeromycota; Glomeromycetes; Glomerales; Glomeraceae
Source: the annotation of a GenBank genome assembly
AUGUCUUAUGGAGGUUUAGUUGAUGAAGUGUUAAUACAUUUAACACUUGUAAUCGAUUAUAUUACAUAUGCAUAUAAUACUCUUGUUUCAUUUAUUUUAAUUAAAUUUCUUAAUCAAACACCAUUACAUGUUCAUACUACAUCACAAAGUUAUCAUCCAGCAGUUUUAGUUACAGGAACUUCUUCCGGAAUCGGACGAGAUGUCGCAUUAACUUUGGCCAAACAAGGUUAUACGGUGUUUGCAACGGUUCGUAGGGAAGAUGAUGCCGAAGAAUUGAAAAAUACAUUUGCAGAAUUUGAUAAUGUUAUGAAUGGAAGCUUAUUACCAUUAAUAAUGGACGUAACCAAUAAAGAUGAUAUUCAAAAAGCUUACAAUUCAGUUCGUUCAACGAUAGGAAGAGAAAUUCCUUUUGUUGGAUUGGUUAAUAAUGCCGCAUUUAUUUUAUACGUUCCCUUGGAGAUUGCAUCAGAAAGUUGUAAUGAAGAUAGUUUUAAUACGAAUUAUUUUAGUAUCGUUAAUUUAACAAAGAAGUUUUUACCUUUAUUAAGAGAAAGCAGGGGUAGGGUUGUUAAUAUCGGUAGCAUCGCAUCUUGGGGCCCUGCUCCUUCUAUGGGAAUUUAUUCAGCAACCAAAGCCGCUCUUAGAGCAAUUACUCAAGUAUGGAGAAUGGAGACUAGAUCUAUGGGCAUGCAUUUUUCGCUCAUUGAACCUGGUGUUGUUGCAACCCGAUUUACUGAAAAUCAAUUGAAAGCAUAUCGUAACUUUGUCUCAUUCACCUCAAAUUCAAAAUAUCAUGACAUUACAUAUAAUAUUACAUCAAAUGCAAUUGAAUCAUAUGAAAAUUUAUUCAGAAUGAUUGCAAAGCGAAGUUCAUUAUUCACAGCAUCGACACCACCUGCUGUUGUUAGCGAUGCUAUCGUACAUGCUUUAACUGCACCUUAUCCUAAAAAUACUUAUUAUGUUGGUUUAGAUGCUAGGUUGAUUGCUGUUGCAAGUUGGUUUUUUGGUGAUAGGAUAUUUGAAGCUGUUCAAGCUAAAGCAUUAGCCGUCCCUAAUGACAUGAUUAACGUUAUGUAA